Molecule: messenger RNA, 546 nt
Organism: Clonostachys rhizophaga
Lineage: Eukaryota; Fungi; Ascomycota; Sordariomycetes; Hypocreales; Bionectriaceae
Source: the annotation of a GenBank genome assembly
AUGCUGACAUCGCAGUGGCACAAUGCGAUUCUCGUUCCACGACAACGUAUCAAUCUCCCGGGGAUCUACCUCUUCCUCUCGUACACCGGCGCGCGCCCGGCAGAGAUUGUCGAUAACGAAAAGCAAAAGCCGAAAGACGGUUCACAUGAAGAGUUCUGGGAUGAGCGAGGCGGCUUCCCCGACGACGAAGAGCCCAACGGAGCAGUUCCAGAUAUGGCCACCCGUAUCCUCGAGGAAAUACUUACUCAAGAGACCGAGGGUCGUGAGUGUCCCAAAGCACUUUGCUAUGAGUAUGUGCAUCUAAUGGUAGUUCGCCAUCCCGAAACUCACGAGGACGUGCUGGCGAUGGGUAUCAGACUUGUACACCACAAGGGCGCGGACAAUAAACUCAAGCCAUCCUCAGGACCGUUCUCUUCUUCACGGCCACGAAGCGACUACUUUUUUUGCCCUAUCCUGAUCCUCAUCAGCCUCGCGCUAGCCGAUGGUGCCUUCGCUGCUCGCGGCAUAACUAGCGCAUCCCACAUCUUCCAACUCAGGAAUACCUAG